AGAUGGGAGGAAGUGUUACAAACAUGCUCGAGUAUUUAUGGUUGUUUUAUACUGGGACUUAUUGAACACCUGCCUGGUAUUUGCUUGGUAGGUACAGAAAUCAUCAGUAACUAAUUGGUCUUUGUGUUUAUCACUCAUACGCAUAUCAACAUAGAAGACAUUAAAAAAAAAAUUAAUUAUAAUAUAGGAAGACCACUUAAUAACCAAAAGCCUAAAAAAAAAAAUGUACAAUAUAUUUCUUUAAAUUAAAUAUUUAGUUUUAUUGAACACUUGCAAUUAAUAUAAUCAUGAAAUUGUUGAAUUGUGUAAUGGAAGAGAUAACUGAGACCGACUAAAAAAAUGGGAUCCAGACAUUAUAUAAAAAUAAAUAAUAUAUUUAUUUAUUUAGGCAUUUUUAUAUAGCGCUUAUCAUAAAGCUCUAAGCGCUUUACAAUUAUUAAAACAUGUAAACUAAGUAAAUAAAAAUGAGACACUAGGAUAGUAUCUACUAUACUAUAGAAACAAUGAAAAUGGCUAUAAAACGAGGACACUUUGACACUUCAGGAUCAACCCGAAACAGAAAAUGAGGUAGGGCAAGGAGGGUGCAUCACAGGUCAUAGGCGGACCUAAACAGAUGAGUUUUAAGGGACUUUUUGAAAAUNGGUAGGGCAAGGAGGGUGCAUCACAGGUCAUAGGCGGACCUAAACAGAUGAGUUUUAAGGGACUUUUUGAAAAUGGACGAGGUUUCACUAUGACGUAUAUGGAAGGGGAGCUGGUUCCAGAACGUGGGCCCAUGGAAGCAGUUAUCAAUAUCCUUUGAUUGUGAAGUCAGUCAUGGACCAUUUCAUUUUUUAAAGUUAUCUCUUAGAAUCUCUAAUUCUAAGAGAUGUGAAAAUUGAUUAUAUUUAUUCACUCUGUUUCUCUAAUAAACAACAAAUUUAUUUCUUAUUUAUAUUAUAUAUCUCUCCUUAGAAUGUUCUGGAUAGAUGCCAAGUUGCCUCUGAGCAUGACCCCAAAAGUCCAGAUUAUCAUGUCAGUGUUACAUUUCGUUCUAGUUAUUUACUCUAAGAUUUAUUUGCCAAAAACUUAAAUGUCACCAAAUCAACUAAAGACCAGUUUUUCAUUUACCAUUUAGCAUAGCAUACCUAUAAAAGAACAUGGAUAAAUUGUAUUAAACCUAUCAAUGCUCAUGUAGGUCUCCCUGCCAAUGCCAUUGACUCAUGGUAUGUGCAAUCAAGAUAAUUGAUCUAAUCAAAAAUAACUUUCACAUUUUAGAUAACAUACAACUUCAAGUACUUGGACACACCCACAAGUUGCUUAGAGACCACCAAAAAGAGCAAUAAUAAUGGUGGCAUUGUUCCUAUGAUGUCCUUAAAUGUAAGUAUUCAUGAGUUUUUAAGGCCUUUUUAUUUAUUUAUUCCUGCAUUCUAGAAAAAUGUUGAAUAAAAUGAAACACUUUUGCCUUUUUUAUUGUGUAGUAUAAUAUAUCCUAAAUAUUUAUUUUGAAUACACCAUUAAUUAUAACUUUUUAAACAAAAAUCAUUGUAAAAAACACAAUGGUCAUUAUGAAACACACAUUUAGCAGUCUAAAGUUUUUAAACUGCCACUGGCAUUCGCAACUGAUAAUAAAGUUAAAUCAAUUAUUUAACUUCUCAUUUUAGUCAGAACAAACUUUAAAGAAAAAAGGUACUAUUCUAUUAAUUAUUAAAUAUAUAUAAGUUAUGAUUUCAACAAACAAAUUCAACUUUUAAAUUAUACUUUUCUAUCUGUUAUGGUUACUUCAGGCCAUGGUUAAAAAUAACAGAGUUGACUGUCUGUCUCAUCCUGUAUGUGUUACAUUUUUACAAGUCAAAUGGUAAGAAAUAUUCAAUCAGUUCAAACCAAAGCAUACCACCUAUUUAUGCACUCCUGUCUUAUUAAAUGAUUGAAAAGAUAUAUAAAUAAAAUACAAUUAGGCCUACUUGUAUACAGCAUCUGACAUUAACUGUGAAAUGUCAAUAAUUGUUUAAGUUAAUAUUUUUAAGAGCUAAAAAGCAUUAAAAGUUGUGUAUUAACUAGUUAGUAUAGUUUUAACAUUUGUUUAAAUUUCCAAUUUCACUAUUUGAUAUAUUUUUAUCUAUAGGAAGCACUAUGGAGUUUAUGUCUACACAGCUUACUUAUUUGUAUACAUUGCCUUUCUGGCAUCCUUAACUUCAUUUGUAGUCAACCACAACUCUCUGCAGGUAGGUCCAAUAACUAUGGAAUUGUAGGUGACAUAUAUAUAUUUUGGGAGUUUUUAGGCAUUUUCUGUGCCAAACUUCAGAGUAAUCAUUUCUUUAUGCCUAAAUUUCAAAAGAUUUUUUAUUAAUUUUUUUUUUGGAUAAUUUAUUAUGGUUUAUUAGGAAUAAAAAAAGAUACAAGUUAUUAAAAAUGUAUGAAACAAACCUUUCCCAUGGUUAAUUAGGCUGUUCUUACAAUGGUUUAUAAUUAAUUAAACUUCCAUGAGAUUCAGACAAUUUAAAACAAAAGAUAGCUUUUCCCUUAAUAUUAAGCUUUUUAAUAAUAACAAAAGUCAAUCUUAGGAAAUAAGACCUACAUCACAGCUAAGAAACCUACAAGACUUUUCUUUUUCUUUUUUUAUAUGUAACUGAAAAAUUGCCAUGUCAAAAAUAUAAAAUAAUCUCAGGUUAGUUAUUUUAAAAUACCUAUUGUACUUUACCACCUUUGCAUUUUUUAAACAUCACAGGCUUUCAUUGGAAAAACCUUGCAAAACCUUUGGUUUUAAGUUAUGUAGCAUGAUUUGUCUAGACUUUUUAAUUUUGAAUGAAAAUUAUUAGAUGAAAUAAUGGAUAUUUGUGUUGGUUGAUAUUUUAUUUUUAUACAGAAACAUUGCUUUACAUUUUCAGCACUAUGAUCCGGACUGUACUGAAAAUACAACAAUAAAAUACCUCGAU
Molecule: messenger RNA, 2912 nt
Organism: Lymnaea stagnalis (great pond snail)
Lineage: Eukaryota; Metazoa; Mollusca; Gastropoda; Lymnaeidae
Source: the annotation of a GenBank genome assembly